GAAAAUUUGAAUAAUCGAUGUCCAGCAUGUAGAAGGAUUUACUCAGAGCAAACUAUUGAAUUUACACCAAUAUCUGCAGAAGAGCUUGCUCGAAUAAAAAAUGAAAAAAAACAAAAGGAACGCGAAAGGAAGGAGCUAGAGGCGAACAAAAGAAUGCACCUGGCAAAUAUGAGAGUGGUGCAAAAGAAUCUGGUCUAUGUAAUAGGUCUGAGUCCUAAAACAGCGACUGAAGAAGUACUAAGAUCUCAUGAUUAUUUUGGACAAUAUGGCAAAAUUGCUAAAAUUGUCGUCAAUCGUCGAAAUCCUCCCGCAUCUACGGUUCCAGGUGCGCCGCCACCUCAACCUAGUGUUGGUGUUUAUAUUACGUAUGUGCGGAAAGAAGAUGCGGCAAAAGCUAUAGACGCUGUGGAUGGUAGUAUGUCGGAUGGGAAAGUAUUAAGGGCAUCGUAUGGCACCACAAAAUAUUGUACAUAUUACCUACGAAAUAUGGUAUGUCAGAAUCCAAACUGUAUGUAUCUGCAUGAACCAGGAGAGGAAGCCGAUAGUUAUACUAAAGAAGAUCUUGCCUCUGUUAAACAUCAUCUCAAAGAACAAGAAUCUCAUAAAGUGCACGAACCCCAUAAAGCAUACGAAUCUCACAAAGUGAUACAUGAUAUUCACAAAGUUAAUGACUCUCAUAAAACCCACCAAACUCAUCCACCACAAUCUCGCCAAUCACAACCAUCACAUCCUGUACAAAAAUCAAUUGCCACGACAUCACCUCUCGCGUUGCCACAUAGAAAAUCAGAACCAGCGACACAACCUCGGAUCGUUGGCCCAGAGAGUGAUAAAGGAAGUAAUGAUGAAAGAGAUGAAGCAUCGGCAUUACCACCGACAGCCUCAUGGGCGGCGGCUAAGACCCAAAAGCAAGAACAAAAAUUAAAACGGACUGGAUCAUUGGAUGCUCAAUCUUUGGGAACUAAACAAGCAAAGAAAACAAAUGAUCCAACAGUUGCACAAGUUGCUGCUGCUGCUAUAGCUGCUAUACCGUCAGAAUCAACACAGCGAAAAGAAACCAUAGAUCAUGCAAAAGAAAAAAAUGUAAUUUCGGUACCCUUACGCGAGGGAGAACAUGCAGAGAAAUCAUCGCAGCAAAGCUCUAAUAGUCAAACUAAAGAUAAGCUUCCAAACACGACGAACAGACACAAGCCAGAAAUAGAAGAUUUUGAACAAACAUUAUCCGUUUUAAGUGAUGGCUCUUUUGCUUUUUCCUUCAACCCACCUUCUCUUGAUGGAUCGUUGUCAAUAACAGAGAAACAUCCGGAGAAAGUCUCUGGUCCUUCAGAACUUGGAGUACUUGGAAGCUCACGAAUAGUUUCUCCUCCACCUGGGGUUGGUUUUCCAAACAGAAAUGAUGCUGUAAAUAACACAAUCGUUACGAGUAUCACGGAUCCUGAAUUUCCUCAGACUGCUUUAUCUUCAUAUACUGGUUCAUUUAAUCCAUUUUCAAGCGAGGAGGGAAAAUUUGAUCCGUUUGGUGCAGAACCUCCAUUAGGAAUAAUGGGUUUACCGCCUGUUGGAAAUAAUAAUAUGACAGAAGCUUUCCAGACCUCUUCAAAGAUACAAACAUUGACUAGUAAUAACGUUGUUUCUAACAAAGCAAGGCAGUCCUCUCGUUUUGGUUUUGUCUUAGAAGAAGGCGACAAUUCGUCUGCUAAUAACGGAGAUCCAUUAGCCAUGAAAGAUCUGCAGGAAGGUUUUCGUGCGCUGUUUCCUAAUGUUAAUAUAAGCUUCGGUCCUAGUGACGUACAUCAAGAAUCAAUGUGGAACAACUCAAAUGAUCCAAACUUCUCGUCGAUUCGUCGACCUGUGAUGACAGCACCACCUGGCGUUCCACCACCGGGUGUCCCAAUGGGAAAUCCAUUAAAUCAAUCACACUCACUUAAUACUUCUACUCCCACAGCUCCUAUGGACCAUCAUUUCCAUCAAAACUUUAUGAUGCAGCAUCAUCAACCUCCACAAAUAGGACUAGGACCUAAUCCACCACCAACAAUCAAAGCCCCACCUCCAGGUAUUUAUCAACCAUCUCCUCGCAUGCCAUUUGGUAUUUCUACAAAUUGGAAUCCUUCUAUUACUCCAUGGAAUAUGGAAGAUGACUUUAAUAUGUCAAGACAACUCCCUCAUCAAGAGCAGCAGCAACAGCAACAAUUUAUGCAAGGAUUACCCCGGGGUCCUUCUAAAGAUGACCCACAUAAUUUUUUCACAGAAUUUUUAAAAGCAGCCGCUGCAAGCUCAAAUACACAAGAGGAUAUUCAAGCACCAGUAAAUUCGGAGGCGAGCAUUCCUUUUUCAGAUCCAGCAAUCAUGUCAGUUAAACUAGCGUCAUCCGCAGACCCAGCAUAUCGGGCGCCAGGAGCACCAAGCGCUCAAAUAAUUGUAUUUGAGCGAGUAGCGAGAACGGGUGACGAACAAAUUAAUGGUGGGUUCGGUAUGGGAAUUGGAUUGGGUAAUGUGGAGCAAGGCAUAAAUAACGAAUCAUCAUCAUCUUCAGCAGAAGUUAAUGAACAACAAGAACCCAAAAAACAACUUUGUGGUGCAAAAGAUCAUGGUCCCAAUUUGGAUUCCCAGUUUCCUCCCACUACCAAAGAUAAUGCAGAAAAUCCAACAACAAAACAACAAAAUCAUCAAUCCAAUUCAAAUAACCGUUCCGCAAAACCUGCUGCUGCAGUCGUAAACUCUUCUGGUCAAAUAACUCAAAUACAACAAUCACGACAAGAUAGCAAUAUUGCCAAUCAAGACUCGACCCAAAUCGCUAAUGCAUCAUCGUCAUCUUCACCAUCUAUUGUACAUCCUGCUCCUGGUGGCCAUAAAAAGAAAGAUAAACAUCCAAAAAACGUGAAUCUGAAUGCUGGUAAUAAUAAACAGACAGCCGGAACUAAAGAUUCGAAAAAACACAAUAAUGGCGAGGGUCAAGCUUUCAAUAUACAAACUACGACAAAAUCAAGAGAUAUCUCCAACCAAAAUAAUAAGGUUGCUGUUCCAAAUAACGCCCCUGAAAAUCACACAAAGUCGUCAUCUUCCAAUAAUAAUAGCAACCCGGUAAUUCAUUCACCCAUUCUUUCAAAGAAGCCAAAAAAAAAGGAUAAAAACAUCAUUGUUCCAGUGCAACAAACAUCUAUCCCUCUAAAUGGUGGCAAUGAAGACAAAAAACAUGCUAUCGAGAAAAAAGAAUCUGUAGUUAACGAAUUGAUCGCUAAAAAGGUGAAGGCAACUAAUGACCAACGAGAUGAUAUCACCAUCAAUAAUAAGGAUAGCAAUGGAACUGCAAUUACUUCUAUCGAUGCGAAGACCAACUUUUUGGCAGAUUUUAAGUUUGACUUCGCUUCUUCGGCCUUUUUCACAAUGCCUCCCGGGAUCUCAACGGCUUCCUCAUCAAAGAAAGAUCAAAAUCUCGAUAGUCAAUCGUUUUUAUCAGAUGAGAAUAUGCUUCCAACUUCUGCAACUUUUGAUCUUUUGUCGGCCGAGUUUUUAUCUAAAGAUUCUCCGACCAUCUUUAGUUUUCCAACUUCAACUUUAUACAAUUCACCCAGUACUGCUGCUGCUACCCAUUUUAAUAUCGAAGAUUUAGAAAGACAAGUGGCGAAUGCUAGACGUGAAGCAGAAAUUCUUGAACACCGACUGCGAGCAGUGAUUAAAAAGAAUACUCAUCAUCUUCAAGAUGCGUGGAAAUGA
Molecule: messenger RNA, 3711 nt
Organism: Ambispora leptoticha
Lineage: Eukaryota; Fungi; Glomeromycota; Glomeromycetes; Archaeosporales; Ambisporaceae
Source: the annotation of a GenBank genome assembly